CCUCCACUGUCACGAGACCCUUGACCCCGUCAUGAGACCCCUGACCCCUCCACUGUCACGAGACCCCUGACCCCGUCACGAGACCCCUGACCCCUCCACCCGUCAUGAGACCCUUGACCCCUCCACUGUCACGAGACCCCUGACCCCGUCACAAGACCCCUGACCCCUCCACUGUCACGAGACCCCUGAUCCCGUCACAAGACCCCUGACCCCUCCACUGUCACAAGACCCCAGACCCCUCCACUGUCACGAGACCCAUGACCCCUCCACCCGUCACGAGACCCCGGACCCCUCCACUGUCACGAGACCCCUGACCCCUCCAGCCGUCACGAGACCCCGGACCCCUCCACUGUCACGAGACCCCUGACCCCUCCAGCCGUCACGAGACCCCUGACCCCUCCACCCGUCACGAGACCCUUGACCCCUCCACUGUCACGAGACCCCUGACCCCGUCACAAGACCCCUGACCCCUCCACUGUCCCGAGACCCCUGAUCCCGUCACAAGACCCCUGACCCCUCCACUGUCACAAGACCCCAGACCCCUCCACUGUCACGAGACCCAUGACCCCUCCACCCGUCACGAGACCCCGGACCCCUCCACUGUCACGAGACCCCUGACCCCUCCAGCCGUCACGAGACCCCGGACCCCUCCACUGUCACGUCACCCCAGACCCCUCCAGCGUCACGAGUCCCCGGACCCCUCCACCCGUCACGAGACCCCGUACCCCUCCAUCCGUCACCAGACCCCUGACCCCUCCACCUGUCACCAGACCCCUGACCCUUCCACUGUCAGGAGACCCGGACCCCUCCACUGUCACGAGACCCCUGACCCCACCACCCGUCACGAGACCCCUGACCCUUCCACCCGUCACGAGACCCCUGACCCCUCCACCCGUCACUAGACCCCUGACCCCUCCACCUGUCACGAGACGGAUCAUGAGACAGUGUAGCGCCGCCCCUCCUGUGAAGGAUGCUCCAGGUCAAUUCGAUUAUUAUUAUUAUAUCCACAGACUAAAUCAAGAUGGACGAUAUGAGGUCAAAUCAUCAUGAUCUCCCCUUGGUGUCUGGCUGAAGUACAGGUCAUAAGCCCCGCCCCCCUCCACAUUAGCAGAUGGGACGUAGAUCAAGGUUAAAAAUCAAAGUAGAUGAUAAAGUCAGGUGGCCGCAACUGAGUGACUAUCGGGACACUUUAUGAUGUUGGUUCUGUGUACGGGUUAGUUGGUCCGGAUGUCGGAGGACCAGCAGCACCAGCGGGCCGACGCCCCCCGGCGGUCGGAGGGCAGUCUGGAGGCAGUGGAGGGUGACACGGAGCCCAGCAUGCUGCUGCAGAAACUGAAGAACAACAUCUCGAAGAGUGUUCAGACCAAAGUGGACCAGAUCCUGCAAGACGUCCAACGUUUCUCCGACAAUGACAAGCUGUACCUGUACCUCCAGCUGCCCUCGGGACCCGGCGCCGCAGACAAGAGUGUCGGUGACUCCAGCUUGUUCAACACAGCUGAUCAGCUUCACACCUGCAACUGGAUCCGCAGUCACCUGGAGGAACAUUCUGACACAUGCCUGCCCAAACAGGACGUGUACGAGACGUACAGGAGACACUGUGACAACCUGCAGCAUCGUCCUCUGAGCGCUGCCAACUUUGGGAAGAUCAUCAGAGACAUCUUCCCCAACAUCAAGGCUCGACGUCUGGGCGGCAGAGGACAGUCCAAGUACUGUUACAGCGGAAUCAGGAGGAAGACGGUUCUCAACAUGCCUCUGCUGCCAAACCUGGACCUGAAGAGUGACCCGGCGGAGCUGACGGAGCUGGUCCAGACGUACAAACAGGAAGUGACGGAGGCAGCGUGCGAGCUGAUCUGUGAUUGGGCGCAGAAGAUCCUGAAGCGCUCGUUCGACACAGUGGUGGAGAUCGCUCGCUACUUGAUCCAGGAGCACAUCGUCAACCCUCGCUGCUCACAGGCUGAGCUCGUCACGUCAGCCACACUCGCAGGAGGUCCGGCCAAACCCCACAAGGUAAUGAAGAAGGUCGCGGUCCCGUCCCGAGUGGAGGCCGACCCUGCAGAUCAGAAGAAGGAACCCGGAGACUCGCUGAAGGUUCCACCCGGAGACAAGUCGGCUGCCACUGUCGCCGCCAAGCCUUCCUCCCUGGACGCUCCGCCCCCUCCCUCCUCGUCCUCCUCCUCCUCCCUGCGUCCUGCGGUGGAGGCCUUCAUGAAGCAGUUACCCAGGAUCCUCCCUCGCAGCUCCAUCCCCGAUAAGACCCAGCUCUCCGUCCGCUCCUCUCCGCCCUCGCUAGCGCCUAAAGACGCCUCAGGAGUCGGGGGGGCUUCUGGGCCUGGGGGUCCGGCCGCCGCCGUGGCUGCCAGCGGGGGUGGGGUGAAGGUCAUUGCUAUGGCGACGCUGCCCCAGCAGCAGGGCGGGCCCGUCCCGGUGAUGAUCUUGCCUCAGGGCUGCCUGUCCUACGAGAGAGAGAAGGUGGCUCCGCCUCCAGCGCCGCCUCCUGCUCAGCAGCAGCACGCCGCUGCAGCCCCAACCUCCGUGGUCCAGAAGGCGCGAGGGAACAUCAAGCGCCCCCUGGAGUUGUUGACAUCAGGCGGGGCAGCGGGUGUGUCGGCUGGCUCCGCCAAUGCUCCUCCGGUGAAACGGAAACGUGGACGACCAAGAAAACCUCGGCCGGAGGAUGCCCUGCCUGCUCCUCCCCUUCCUCCUCAGGCCCCGCCUCCUGCCCCUCCCUGCCACCCCCCCAUCAUCACCUCCCUGACUGGCGGCGUCAUCCAGAAAGCCUCUUCCUCCUCGUCCUCCUCCUCGCAGCCGGUGCUGGAGCUGGUUCUGAGUCAGCUGCCCGCGGUGUCGGAGCAACGCGGCAUGGUGGUGCAGUGUCAGCCGGGCGGAGCGGUGGAGCGGGACCGCCACGCCCGGCCGCUGCUCCUCCUCCAGACAUCAGGGAACCCAAGCUGGGAGUUGGCCGCAGCGGCGGGACGGACCCCCAUGGUGGAGGUGAUCCAGAAAGCUCCGAGACCGAACAACAACAACAACAACAGCGCCACUGCUCCGCCCGCAGCCCACCUCCACCUGCCUCCCCCCCCUCCUCCCCCCCGACCCACGCUGCAGGAGGAGCGUCAUGUCAACCUGCCAACCCCCCCCUCCCCCUCCUCCUCCACUGUGGUGAAGAGCGAGGAGGAUGCAGGGCCAGAGAUCAGCAGCACCUCCUCAAAGAGAGAGGGACACUAGCUCCCUCCCUCCUCGGCCCUACCCCCUUACCCCUCCUCUUCCCUAUUGGUGGAAAUCCCAGAUUGCAGACAGCAGACAGCCAAUCGUGGAGGAUGAAUGAAGCCACGCCCCCAACACGCCCCUUUGCACUUGUAAACAGACACUGUUAGACGUGUGUGUGUUUGUGUGUGUGUGUGUGUGUGUGAGAACUGUGGCUGUCACCAGGAUGACGACUCCUCUGUUACCUGGUGUCCUUCCUUCCUUCCUUGUCUCCUUGAGUUUUGCUCGUUGGGUGCUUCAGAUUAAUACAUUAACAGAAAAAAUAAAAGAAUGAAAGAAAAGAGGAAGGAGGAAGGGAGCAGGGAAGGAGAUGUGUUGUGGAGUCUUACGGGUCUUUGUGUUAAAGCUUCAGUUCACAUCACAGAGUCUCUGAGACUUUAGGCAAUAAACAGAUUAUUUAUUCUCCAACCUGGAAAAGACGAAAAGACGGAAAGACAGGAGGAAGAAAAGAUGAGAGGAAGAAAAGACGAGUGGACAGUUAGUGAUGUCACUGAUGAUGUUUGGCGUCGUCGUCGAGUUUGUGUGUGUGUGUGUGUGUGUGUGUGUGUGUGUGUGUGUGUGUGUGUGUGUGUGUGUGUGUGUGUGUGUGUGUGUGUGUGUGUGUGUGUGUGUGUGUGUGUGUGUGUGUGUCAGUCCUGAGACCACCAGAGCUUCAGGUCCAGUGAAGUGACACUGAACAGACUGUUGAAAUACCUGUUGCAUGAUGGGAAAGUGAGUUUUUUGAACUGAGUUUUGUUUAGCUCACAUGCUAACUGCCACACGUAGCGCUGACGAAGCUCGUGUGAAGUUUCCUCAGAUGUGAAACUCGCGACAAGUUGCACUGAUCAGAAGUUUAAACCAGAGGUCUCUGUAGGUUAUGAAUAUGAAUAUGAGUAUGAGAAGAACCAACUGCAGGAUGUGAAGCAACAUUUCACUUGAUGAGCAACGUGGCUUCAGAUCAACUUGUUGUCUGAAGACAGUCACAUGACUUUACUCAGACUGAGGGACUCGUGGUCUUCAUCAGGACUGGAUUCAAGACUGGGGAUGACUCAAGGGUCGGGCUCGUUGGUCUUGACUUGGGACUUGUUUUAGGACUAGUUUUGGGACUUGUUGGUCUUGACUUGGGACUUGUUUGGACUUGUUUUAGGACUUGUUGGUCUUGAAUUGGGACUUGUUUUAGGACUUGUUGUGGGACUUGUUGGUCUUGACUUGGGACUUGUUUUAGGACUUGUUGGUCUUGACUUGGGACAUGUUUUGGGACUUGUUUUGGGACUUGUUGGGACUUGUUUUAGGACUUGUUGGUCUUGACUUGGGACAUAUUUUGGGACUUGUUUUGGGACUUGUUGGUCUUGACUUGGGACAUGUUUUGGGACUUGUUUUGGGACUUGUUGGUCUUGACUUGGGACAUGUUUUGGGACUUGUUUUGGGACUUGUUUUAGGACUUGUUUUAGGAUUUGUCUUUUGGGACUUGUUUUGGGACUUGUUGGUACUGACUUGGGACUUGUUUUAGGAAUUGUUUUGGGACUUGUUUUGGGACUUGUUUUGGGACUUGUUGGUACUGACUUGGGACUUGUUUUAGGACUUGUUUUGGGACUUGUUUUGGGACUUGUUGGUACUGACUUGGGACUUGUUUUAGGAUGUGUUUUGGGACUUGUUUUAGGACUUGUUUUAGGACUUGUUUUGGGACUUGUUUUAGGACUUGUUUUGGGACUUGUUUUAGGACUUGUUUUGGGACUUGUUGGUACUGACUUGGGACUUUUUUGGGGACUUGUUUUAGGACGUGUUUUGGGACUUGUUUU
Scophthalmus maximus (turbot) is the source of this 5042-nucleotide messenger RNA. RefSeq names its product regulatory factor X, 5 (gene rfx5). NCBI's taxonomy places the organism in Eukaryota, Metazoa, Chordata, Actinopteri, Pleuronectiformes, Scophthalmidae. Gene Ontology annotation, biological process: regulation of transcription by RNA polymerase II. Gene Ontology annotation, molecular function: DNA-binding transcription factor activity, RNA polymerase II-specific; RNA polymerase II cis-regulatory region sequence-specific DNA binding. The record is from RefSeq and is a predicted model, not a curated record. The transcript is spliced from 11 exons. The coding region runs from base 1228 to 3225 and encodes 665 amino acids.